Molecule: messenger RNA, 1641 nt
Organism: Talaromyces stipitatus ATCC 10500
Lineage: Eukaryota; Fungi; Ascomycota; Eurotiomycetes; Eurotiales; Trichocomaceae
Product: transcription factor Rap1, putative
Exons: 4
Coding region: 248-1531 (427 amino acids)
Biological process (GO): telomere maintenance via telomere lengthening; regulation of DNA-templated transcription
Cellular component (GO): shelterin complex
Molecular function (GO): telomeric repeat DNA binding
Source: RefSeq, a predicted model, not a curated record
AAUUCACCAAAAAUAAUGUCAACUGAGAUGUCACAUCUUUGAAACUCAUUCAUCGUCUUGAUUGUUAUACUUGGUAUCUCCGUCACAUACAGGAUGAUACCAGGCCUUUGACUUUGAACAUAUGCAAGCGCACAUUGCAUAGCAGAUGCUCUCUGAUCUGACCUUCAUUGAGCGGCGCUUCGGUCAACUCAGUACUUGCUCGCUUUCCUGGUAGGUGAUACCCAUUAGCCAGACGGUCUGAGGGGAAAUGGCUACCGUAGUCUAUACGAAGCCUCCUCAAGAUGGCAGUGUUGGGACGCUGUUCGAAGGAUAUUCCUUCUGGGUAUCGGCAAAUGUUCCUCAACGAAACAGAUUCAAGGAACUCAUUCAGAUAAACGGUGGUACAGUUGUCCUUCUGGAAAAGGACGCAGACAUCAAGCUUGUUGAUCAUGCAAAACGAGACAUCCCACUCAACUCGCAUUCAUACACCUUUAUUGAGAAAUCAAUCAGGAAUGGCCGACUGGAAGAUCCAGAGGACCACCGAGCCGGCCAAAGGAAUCGUCCAGUUGGAGCAGUCGGAGUACCUGCCCGAAGUUCCAGGACACCCUUUUCACUACAGGAUGAUCAAAUUCUCUGGGAUUGGGUACAGCCCUAUGAGGCACGUGGGGAUCAGACUGCUGGCAAUAUUAUUUACCAGCGACUUGCUGAACAGAAUCCCAGACACACAUUUCAGUCAUGGCGGGAUCGCUACGUGAAGAAACUUCGGGGGAAACCCCGUCCAGGCGGUCCAGCACAGGGUGCUGGAUCACCUGCGCCUGAUCCAAAAGCUACAACAACCCAAGUGUCAAAACCAGGUUCAGGUGCUGCCCAUUCCGACACAAAACGAAACGGCCAUGCUGCUCAAACUUUUCAAGGAAAAGCAGCAGGUUUCAAACGCGACCGGCUAUCUUAUGAAGGCACUUCAACAAUUUCAAACCUUGAAGUUGAUCAUGCGGCUAAAAAGAGACGAAGAGCCACGGAUUACAUACCCCGAAAUGAUCCCCCUUCGUCCAACGAAGCUGAUAUCGAUCCGCAACUGGAAACAACAGAUGAAUCACAAUCAGCAAAAUAUGAAACAGCAUCUCAAUUUCCGCUCGCAUCAGACAGUCAAACAUCGGGUAUAUCUCAACUUGAUGGAGAUACACUCGUACCACUAAUGACAGAAGGAGAAGAAAUCAACACCAACGGCAACGCCGAAGCCCUCGAAGCCUGGAUCCAAAAACGGAUAGACGACGGCCGAAACAGUGACCAUAUUCUUCUCGCUCUCAGUUGUACAUCUAUGAACGCCGAGCUCGCAGAUAAAGUCUUGGAUCUGCUGAACGCGGGAAAGGGGAUUCCAACGGAUAUGCCUGGAGUCUGGACGGAAGAAGAUGACAAAGCCCUUACAGGUCAGGAUGGGAGGGCUAUGGAACGUGUAAUGCAGAAACACGGCUCAGAGGCUUUUGAUGAGCGGUGGCAGUUCCUUGAGCAAAGUGCCAGGGCAACAGAGCUGGUUUCUCAGGGAGGUCAAUAAAUGAAACUAUUUGCACUGCCGGCAUCUCAAUGCAAUGGACGGAUAUGAUUAGUCACAAUUUAGUAUCGAUAUACCAAUUAGCACUUCAGAAAUCAAGCCAUUUCGGUUAC